UUAAUAAAAAUAAUAAUAAUAAUUCAUAUUUAAGUUGCGUUUAAAUUUCUGUUUUAGACAACAAUUUUUUACAAAUGGAUGCAGCUCAUAAUCUCGAAGAUGAAAAGGAAAAAGCCAGAGUUUUGUUAAGAAAAACUUAUAAAGUUACUAUAAUAAUGCUAAUUAUUGGCCAGAUUCAGGUCAUGAUCGUUAUGGAAAUUGAUUCUAUUAAAGAGUUCUUGGGGCGUCAUUAUUACCUCAGUUUGAUACAGUUUUUUAUGAGCUUUAUAUCGAUACAACUUUAUGUUUUUUUUUAUCACAUUAUUGUGCGCACUUCGACUUGGAAACGCAUACUAGCUGGAAUUUGGACGUUCGAAGUCAACACAAUCUCCAUCAUGAAACCCGCCAAGCGUGCUCCUUAUACAAGUCUCCUUGUGUCCUGGGGUCUGACCUUCUUCAUCAUGGCAGUUAGUGUGAUAUAUGGCAAUAUCGCAGUGAAACAUCGCCGUGGACUUUUUGUCACUCGUCACAAUGUCAUACGCUGGAGCGAACGUCUCUUUGUGCUUACCAGCUUUGGCAUUAUUGUCUGCUCGGAAAUGAGGCGUGUGACUAUUGAAUUUCCCACACUUUUCGUGUACAGCAUGCUCUCUAAUAUAUUUGUGAUUAUCUUUGCUGCCUCGAUACGCAAGCCGAACUUUUAUCAUCUGGAUGCCAUCGGAGAUCACAUACUCAUCGGUCAGCUGUAUUAUCUGAACUUCUAUGCACUCUACAUGGGCUACGUGUGGACAACUGCUGCUGGCCUCGAGUUGGCUGGCAUUAACCCCAAGAUUUGAAUAUCUGUUUUGUGGCAGGGUUGCGUUGCAAGUUGCACACCUAGGCGCAUGUCCACAAAACAGCUGUUUGGCAAACAAACACACGAACACACAGAGAGAAGCGAAGCACAUUCAACUCCUUAACUCAGCCACUUGAUUCUCUACUCAGGCAAACGGACAAAUGUUUACGCUUCUCAGUUGCAAGUUGCUCAAAACUUACGUCACAUUCGUGCGGCGUGUGUAAACAAGUUUGCGUCUCGUGUUUCGGAACAUUGAAUCCUUCGAUCGAUAAAAGUUUUCCGCAGUAAAAUACAUACGAGUGUGCAAAAAUAAGAAAUGUGUAAAUAAUAAUAACAGUUGAGAUGUUUUGUUUUGGUUUUCAAUAGUUUUUCUACAAAAAAAGAUGUUCGCGUUUCUUUGUGGCAAACGUACGUUGCAAUACAUUUAGUUUCAACACCGAAAAGUUUGGUUUGUUUUUUUUUUUAUAACAAAUUACAUGCCAUUAAGUUUAUAUGUAUUAUAUAUAUAUAUAUGUAUAUGUAUAAAGUAUAAAUUGUUCCACACAAGUAUAAAUAAUUUAUAGAACAAUCGCGUUGUGUUGUGUGUUUGUCUGGUGUUUACAAUUAUGUGUAUAUAUAAAUUUAGUUUUCUUUCUUUCUUUUUUUUUUGUUGUGCUGCAAAAGGAAAAUCCUCUCACGUUCACAUACACACACACACACGCACAUUGACAUUUCAAAUGCCUCAUUAUUAUUAUUAUUGUUUUUUUUUAACGAUUUUCUUUACGAUGCCAACAAAG
Molecule: messenger RNA, 1587 nt
Organism: Drosophila sulfurigaster albostrigata
Lineage: Eukaryota; Metazoa; Arthropoda; Insecta; Diptera; Drosophilidae
Source: RefSeq, a predicted model, not a curated record